Tuber aestivum (summer truffle) is the source of this 1157-nucleotide messenger RNA. NCBI's taxonomy places the organism in Eukaryota, Fungi, Ascomycota, Pezizomycetes, Pezizales, Tuberaceae. The record is from the annotation of a GenBank genome assembly.
AUGGUCCGUGCAGUGAUCACUGGUGGGAGGGUAACUUUGGCAGGCCACUGCCCUGGAUCAGGACCUCGCUCCACUGAAUCAACGCUCCAGACUCAUACCCCACGCUAUAGUUUAAGAUAUUUCGCCUCCAUCUCUUCCCAGUGGCUCCAGAGGCUUAAGGCUUUUAUCGGCCUACCUGCAAGGAUGUCGACGCUUACAAGGACCCUGAAGUAUCUGUUUCGAAUUGGCCCCCGCCAAUAUGCCCGCCAGAUGAAUGUAUGUUACACCUCUGCUAUUCUCUGAUUCUCGUCUUGCGAUAUCUUGUUUCCUGACAGAUUUUUUACCUUAGCGCAUGGGUAUAACAAAACCCUCAACUUGGGCGGGGGUAACGAGAUCCAAUUGACGAUAUCAUAGGUGACACCAAGGCGGGGACUCUCAUCGGUACAGAUCGUUUCGGAAACAAAUUCUACGAGAAUAACGAAGAAGAGUUGCCAUGUGAGUGGAAGGCCUUGCAUUACGGAAAUUGUUGCUGGUAGGGUUUGGGUACUGAUGAUUGAUGAUCCCUAACAUGUAGUGAGGACAAAAUGGGUUGAUUACAAGGAGUGGAAGGAAUACGAUGCGUGAGCUGUUCCGAACCUUGCGCAUUCUGGAGCCAGAAAUUUAUUGACAAGAUCUCGGAGAACUUAGUUCGCACGUUGAGCCUGGGUGGUAGGUUAUCCACCCUUGCGCUGUGCUUCCUAGCACCCGGAAUUGACAGAGACCAGGCAUGCAUGGCUCGCCUAUAUGGUCGACAAACCACCGGGAGCCGAGCCUGUUCUGAAUCAUGAAAUUAGAGCCUGGGAGAAAUCAGAGCACCUGGGCAAUCAGACUUUCGGUCGGGGUGCAUACAAGCCUUACUCCACGUGCGUGGCAAUGCGUCUUCACUCGUAGUUGAACGACGUCUGUGAACAUGAUUGCUAUUGCAUAUGGACAAAAGAUCGGCUGGAGCCUCAAGAGUUUGGUGGUAUACAAUAGCGGUCGUGUUCACAAGCGUUAGGAAAAUACGAGCAAGUGAUUUUUAACUUGAGAAGGGUUUAUACUGACUCGGGUAAUAGGACAAAACCGAAGCUUGACUCUUGGGAACCUGUAGCUAGAUCUAGAAUAUAGCUUGUGAGGGAUUUCUGCGUUGUGAUGAUAGU